AUGGACGGGCACGGGAUAGGGCAUGAGAGGGAGAGGGAGGAGGAGGAGGAGGAGGAGGAGGAGGAGGAGGAGGAGGAGGAGACGGAGCAGGAGGAGGAGGAGGUAGGAGGAGCAGGUGCACCGCUGAGGGCCGCACCAUCGCCGCCUCAAUCGAAAUAUGGGGGCAUGCCCCCAGGGUUCUGGAUAGGAGUCCUAGGCAGCUGUGGCACGCCGGGCACAUCCUCCAGGCGAGACCGCUGCCGUCACGUCGGCACCAGCGCGCGAGCCCUCUCGCCGCGAAGGAGACGGAGCAGGAGAGGGAGAAUGAUAAUUCAAGAUCAGCUCCAUACCAUGACUGGCAAUGGGGCCACACGCUGUCAACAAGUGCUGGAGCUGCGUUGCCCGCCUCCGAGAGGGAGCCGUCCAGCGACCCCGCUGGAGAGCACCACUGGCUCAUGGGAGACAGAGGCGAAGGAACAGCAUGAGAGGGAUAUGGCCCUUUCUGGAAUGCCUCAUAUGGAGAUGGAGGCGGAGGUGAACAACGGCACAGUAGACGCAAUCCUGGGCCUCAGAGGCACAAAAAAGGCUGCUCGCGCAGUGCACCGUCCAGACUGA
Molecule: messenger RNA, 594 nt
Organism: Prorocentrum cordatum
Lineage: Eukaryota; Dinophyceae; Prorocentrales; Prorocentraceae
Source: the annotation of a GenBank genome assembly